GUGUGUGUGUGUGUGUGUGUGUGUGUGGACGUGUGCUACGUGCACCUGUCUUAUAGUAUUGUACCCAUUCGUUCCACAUUGGUAUACGGUACCGGUAGGCGUUACGAUAUCCCGGCGCAGCUUCAGCCAGAAAUGCUGUAUCACUACCAGUUCUGAGGGCGAAUCUAUAACAAUCUCUCGUCUUAUUUCCAAUAUCCACCGCAUAUUUUUUGAUAAAUCGAUCCGUUGCUGGGAGGAGGACGAGAUAAAGAAGGCAAGAUGGGUACGUUUAUUGGUCAUGCAUUACCGGGAGCGUUUUUCAUCCUCAUGUCCAUCUGGUGGAUGAUGCAGUACGUGUACACGAAGAUCGUCCUGGAUAACGGACGCCAGCGGCCGCGGUCUCGCCUGAUGUACUGUCUACACCGCGUACCCAUGGAAGGGGCGUUUAUAGUGUUUGGUGGGGCUGUCGGUUUCAUUGGUGAGAUGAUGUACCCAGCCCCAAAAUGGACUAUCAUCGACAGCGAGGGACAUUGGAAGCAUCAAGUAGAAUGGCAACACGUCACCAUGUACACAUAUUUUGGGCUUUACGGCGCCGUCAAAGUUAUGGGGAGUAGCUGUUUGCCGUCUGUUGCCGGGAAAUACGAGAAAGCGUUUGGUGCUCUGGCGUUUGCCGUUGAGGGUUUCCUGUUUUAUUUCCACACGCACGGCAGGAGCGAUCUAGAUAUUCAGCUCCAUACGAUGCUCGUGAUGGCCAUCUUUGUGUGCUUUUUGGCGACAGCUGGAGAGGUGUGGCGGUCGGGGGAUACAUUGGUGCUGCUCGUCAGGAUCCUGUUCACGCUGGUGCAGGGUACGUGGUUCUGGCACAUUGGGAUCGUUCUCUUUAUACCACCCGGAGGAGUGCCCUGGGAUAAAGAAGAUCAUCUCAAUGUCAUGUUCACUACGGUCAUGUUCACGUGGCACAUUCUCGUCGACAUGCUCGUGCUCUUCUUCGUCUACGGUGUCACGAAGCUGGUCCUCAAAAUCUGCGGCUUCUCGUCGGUCCGCUACUCACAGAUGAGCAACGGUCCCGAGGAACACGAGGUCAAACUCCUAGGCAACAGCGCAGAGGCAGGAAACCAUCUACUAGGAGGUAGUGAAUCGGACUAAAAAUAUUCCACAAAACUAGCCCUGCCUUAGAAGAACAUCAAAAGCAAGGGAAGUAGGAAUUAAAAGUAGAAAUUUUGUUAUAUUUGUAUGCCAACCAAUUUGGUCAAAUCUCUAUGUGCAUAUGUGCUCAGUACUUUCAACAUGGAGUCAUGUUUUGUUUGCAAAUUCAUGGUACUCAUUACUUUGUCAUAAGAGCCAAAAGGGCGCUAAUGUGCAUCCUUUUACGAGCGUCUUUCUGGCUCUCAAGUUUGUAGUACUUUUGAUCUGGUUCAUGUGCAAAUUUUUCUCUUUAGAACGAGUGAUUACUGAGUCUAAGGCUCUUGCAAUAUUAUGAUUAUAAGAUUGAGAAAGAAAUAGGAUAUCAAUUAUUAUAUGAUUUAAUUGAUUUUAUUAAUGAUUCUAGAUUUACAUUGGUCAGAUUUAGUUCACUUGAUAAGUGACAAAAAUUGUGAAGGCUGCAUUUGCAUUAGCUGCUCAAGAGAAAAUGUUGCCUAUUUAUUUUGUACAAACGUUGUAAAAAUUAUGAAAUGUAAUCUUUGAUCCUUUGAGGCAGAUGGAAAGGGUAGAUAUUAGAAGAUAUUAGAUAUAUUAGAAAAAUCUGAUUCCAUUUUUGUGUCACAUUAUCAUUUCAUCUGUUUGGAGCCAGUCUUGAUAGAGGGCCAACGCCCUUCUGGCUCUGAACAGACGAUCUAUCAGGUGACUAGUCAGGUGACGAGUCAGGUGACGAUACCAAUUGUAAAUCUUUCUUGUGUCAAUUUACUAAAACGUAUUCAACUCCAGUACUUUUGAAACACUUGAUUUUGAGCCAUGUAGCAUUAUUUAUACUUUGGAUGGGUUUCAGAUAGAAACCUGGAUAUUUUUUUAAGCAUUAAAUUACUUAUGAAGCUACACAUGAUGCUUAAAAUUGAUAUUUUAAAAGCAUAGCAGAUACUUGUAUAAUGCAUUAUUUGUCCUGCUUUUUUGUCAAUGGAUAACAGCUUUGAUAGCAAGAAAAGUGAAUUGAUCAUGCUUUAAAGGAAUAACAACAAAUGGAUUGGGCCAUACACCACAAUUAACGUCCCAUAAACUGAAAUCAGAUUCUGUUUUCAGAGGAGCUAAGCAAAACUGUUGUACAGAUUGUACGAGCUGUGAACUCGUCCAACUCAUGCAUGUAUUGAGUACACGCUUGUCAGAAUGAUCAAAAUGGCUACAGUCAUGUGUAGGUACAUGUACAUGUAGUCAUGUACAUACAUCGUCCAUACCGGUAUACCCUUUUACAUUCAAUAUCAUUAUUUUCUUUUCUUGAAUGUAUAAUGUACACAUGUAUGUAUAAUAAAUUAUACAUGCAAAUGAUGCAAUAUAAAAAUAUCAAGAACUACUGUACAUGUAUUCAUUCCAUGUACAUUUCAUGCAAGAAAUUUGAAAUUUGAUAAUAGUUUUGAUAAAGUCUACAGUUUUAUGAAGAUGAAGCAUUACAUAUGUUUAUCCAUCAGAUAUAUUCAACUCAAGUGUGUAUUCAAACCAUUAUAAUCCCACAUACUUAAGGAGUAUAUAUAAUUUAACAUUCAACUCAUGCCUGCAUUAAAUGCAUACUCUACUUAUCCAUUUGUCUAAGACAAUGUACAUGUCGGCCCUUUCUUGAUUUAAAGGCAUACGUGUUUGUUGAUGUACCAGUAAGAAUAAUGAGGAAAAUGGGAAAAAAUAAACGUGGCGCCUUUUCCACUUGAUAAAUUGAUACUUUGAUAUGUUAUCCGAUAGGUCAGUAUUGACCCAUACAGUAUUGAAGUUAAAAGAAAUGUACUGGCACUUUUGUGUACGAGGUAUUAAAACAAUUAUUGUAUUUUGCAUUGCUUCUCGUCCAUGUAACUUGUUCAAGGCAUACUCAUUUGAUGAUUCAGCUCCAACUCCAAUCAGCUUGUGAUGAUCUUGGUAGGCGGAACUGAAGGAGUAUAGUAAUAUACCAGCCAUUUUCAAAUGUAUUCAAAGUUGAAAAUGACCUGGCAGCAAGUCAUUGCAUUGGCCUGUUACAAAUAUUUCUAUUUCAGUAAUCAGAAUGCAAAUUAGAUACGUUAUCUGUUGCUAGGCUAGACAAGCAUUGGGGCUUGCCCUGCCUUAAAACAUGUAAUGUACUCAAUUUGCAUUCUGCUCCAUUGAAAUACAAUUAAUAAAUGAAUAACAUAAUUUAGUAAAGAGGCAUGAAACGAAAACAUGUAUAUUACAAUACCAAAAUUGCCUAUUGCAACAUUUCUGCAUUGCUUGCAGCAUACUCAUUUGAGUCUAGUUUGCUAUAUAAGUUUAUGAUUUCCAGAAGAGAGACAAGAGAUGUCCAUUUAAAAACGAGUUCAGGGUGGCAUUUAUGUGCAUCGGACCUUGAAAGUGCAAUCAGAGGAUUCAUAAGGGGCUAUAUAAUUAUAUACACAUUGUGGUGGGAUCAUGUAGGCCUAAUGAAGAUUGAAUAACAGAUGUUUGAGCAAGGAGCUAUCUGUGCAUGCAUGUAGAAGCCUCAUAAAUUACAGUCAACCUCCAUUUGCAUUCAUCGCUAACUACAUUCUAGGCCUAUGUAUUGACGCAGUGCAGUGCUAUACUAUACCUAUCAGUAUCACCCUUCACUGACUACAGUGUACUUUACCAUCACAAAGCAUUUUAUGUCAACAAUCAGCAUUUCUAUUUACAUACUUGUAGAUGUACAGAGCAGCUUUAUCUCGCCAUCCAUUAGUAUUUAGACCCAUAAGGGCAUUGAGUAUUUGACUCACAUAGUUUUAUAUAGAAUUAACGCCCUUCUGGCUCUCUAUGUUAUCUUAUCAAGCCUAUCUUUGUGACAUUCUUAUACAAGCUCAAUUUGGGGUAAUUAUGUAAUUAACCAAAACUGCAUACGUGGACAUGCACCUUCUGUUUUUGUGUGAAUGUACAUUGUAGGCUCUUUUGAAGUGUUUCAUAACAAAGUCCAUUCAGCCGAGUCAUCAGCCCAUGUACAGGGUACACACUCUUCAGAUUUGUUACUCUUUACGACACUGUAAGCAGAACACAGGACAAGUAUGGGUGUUGAACCAUCUUAACUCCUUGGUUGUACAAUUAGUUUGGAAGGAGCUGAAUUUCCAAGAGAGAAGAAUACCGGUAACUGUAAAAUGAAGAUUUUAUUCCAACUCAUGUAUUUACAUGUAUUUACAUGUAUUUGGCUAUUGUAUGUUUCACAUUGAUAUUUGUGUGACUCACAAAGAGCCUUGACAAAGUUAACAAUGAGCAGGAAAAUUAUACAAGGAUAGCAAUUAAUUGUCACAAUUGCUAUGUUAGCAUCAGUGUUGCCUUUAGUAGAAAGGACAGGUGAUGUCAACAUGCACCGAUUGUGACAAUAGACCAUUUCUUGUAAUGUUACCAAAUGAAAAUGAAACCAAAGGAAAUAAAAAUUGAAAAUAAUUGCAAUGUUGGAGAAAAAGGGAGAACACUCGAGGAUUGAAUCUCCAAAAUAGUUCACUGCAAAUAAUGAGUGUAAUUGUAAUACUUUCAUUUUAUGGGCUUAAUUUCCCUAAGAUGAUAGAGAAGCUACAGUGUAAGAUACAACAGUCUGCUUUUACUGGUAAUCAGUUGAUGUACUUAAUAAAGUUAUGUUCAUGUGGCUAAGUAUAGAUGUACAUGUACCUCUAUUCAUUUUGUACAUUGAUUGUACUGUUUGUACAUCAUAAAAAAAGAAUUUUUUUUGUUGUUGCUUGUGUUAAUAUAGAUCUUUUGGUCAUUUGCUCUUCAACAAGAGAUUUGAUUGCAGUGAUAUGUAGGCCUAUUAUUUAUUAUACUUUUUUUAAACAGGGCUCUUUUGUUAUCUUCCAGAGUUCCUUUUCUAUGUCCUGUGUGUAUUUAUGUCGCUGUAGGGACUACUUGUUUGAUGUUUAUCACUUAAGCAA
This is a messenger RNA of Strongylocentrotus purpuratus (purple sea urchin), 5000 nucleotides long. Its product is annotated as transmembrane protein 45B-like. Lineage: Eukaryota; Metazoa; Echinodermata; Echinoidea; Camarodonta; Strongylocentrotidae. The record is from RefSeq and is a predicted model, not a curated record. Bases 259 to 1125 code for a protein of 288 amino acids. The transcript has a single exon.